This is a messenger RNA of Procambarus clarkii (red swamp crayfish), 713 nucleotides long. Its product is annotated as cuticle protein AMP1A-like. Gene Ontology annotation, cellular component: chitin-based extracellular matrix. The record is from RefSeq and is a predicted model, not a curated record. NCBI's taxonomy places the organism in Eukaryota, Metazoa, Arthropoda, Malacostraca, Decapoda, Cambaridae. Gene Ontology annotation, molecular function: structural constituent of chitin-based larval cuticle.
GGCAUCAGUUACCAGACCCCAGCUCCUCCUCGCUAACUCAUUCAACAUCUGCAACAUGAGGACUUUCGUGAUGUUUGCUCUGCUGGCUGUGGCGGCGGCAGACAAGAGGCCGCUCACUACCUAUGGAGCACCAGGUCCUGCACUUCACCAAGCCGCCGGACCCCAGAUCGCUAUCAUCCGCGACGACAGAGUUCACCCUGACGCUCAAGGCCUGUACUCUUUGGACUUGGAGACCGAAGAUGGCAUUAAGAGGCAGGAGUCUGGUGGCCCCGGCGGCAGCCAGCAGGGCUCUGUCAGCUUCACUUUCCCCGACGGACAAGUGUUCGACCUGACGUUCGUCGCCGACGCUGGCGGCUACCAGCCCCAGUCCUCCUUCCUGCCAGUGGCUCCUGAGUUCCCCCACCCAAUCCCCCAGUUCGUACUGGACCAGAUCGCCUUCGCCGCUCAGGAGGACGCUGCCCGCGCCAGAGGAGAGAGCAGGGGUCCCUCUGCCAGUUACGGUGCUCCCCAGUAACAACCUCGUCUUCCGGAUAUUUGCUCUCGUCUUUGCUCUCAAAUAUAAGGACUAACUUGGAUUAGUUAUACUUCCAGUUCGUAGCAUGUUUUAUGUGGUGCUCCUUGGAUAAUUGUCAACGUUGAAUGAAUGGGUUGAUUCCAUCUUAAUUUAUUAUUUGCGAAACAAUUAAUGUAUUAAAUAAAGAAUAUACAUCGUA